Messenger RNA from Theileria orientalis strain Shintoku, 888 nucleotides. RefSeq lists its product as hypothetical. Lineage: Eukaryota; Apicomplexa; Aconoidasida; Piroplasmida; Theileriidae. The transcript has a single exon. The record is from RefSeq and is a predicted model, not a curated record.
UUGACUAGUCGACCCGGCUCCUUGUUUGGUCAGGCCACUCAGACCGGCCAAUCGCCGUUCACUCAGUCUAACACUCAGCAGGCUGGGCAAUCUCUUUUUGGUCAACUUGGCGCUCAACAGACCACUACUUCUCUGUUUGGUCAAACUGCUCAGGCUAACACUUCUUUAUUCGGUCAGUCUAGCACUCAAUCUGGUACUUCUCCGUUUGGUCAGACUGCCACUCAGCAAUUCACUGGUACUUUUGGACAGCCUGCCACUCAGACUUCUCAGUCGCCCUUUACGCAGAGUUCUGGCUCAUUGUUUGGGCAGACUACUACCCCUCAAGCUGGUACAUCGCUUUUUGGCCAGACUAAUACCCCUCAAGCUGGUGCAUCGAUUUUUGGCCAGUCUAAUGCCCCUCAAGCUGGUACAUCGCUUUUUGGCAAGUCUAAUACCCCUCAAACUGGUACAUCAUUGUUUGGUCAACUUGGAGCUCAACAAACUGGCCAAUCGCCGUUCGCUCAGUCUAACACUCAAACUGGUGCAUCGCCAUUUGGACAAAGUGCACAAUCUGGUACUUCUUUAUUUGGCCAGCCUGCCACUCAGACUUCUCAGUCGCCGUUUACACAAGGUUCCGCAUCAUUGUUUGGGCAGACUAGUACUCAACAGACUGGUGCAUCGAUUUUUGGCCAGUCGAGCACUCAACAGACCUCACCUUUCGGUCAACCGAAUUUGUUUUCCUCUGGUUCAAAGAGUUCACAGCCCGCUACAGCCCCGGCCACUUCGUUAACUACUAAGGAGGACCUACCAUAUGAGCCUUGGAUGUUGGAGGCGUUUAAGGCCGAUAAAUUCGAAGUAAGUUCAUUAUGUUUCCUUAGUCCCCUUUCAAUUAGUACACUUAUUUACUGA